This is a messenger RNA of Psammomys obesus (fat sand rat), 754 nucleotides long. It is a transcript of the gene Cpsf4l, whose product is annotated as cleavage and polyadenylation specific factor 4 like. The record is from RefSeq and is a predicted model, not a curated record. The transcript is spliced from 8 exons. Lineage: Eukaryota; Metazoa; Chordata; Mammalia; Rodentia; Muridae. Gene Ontology annotation, cellular component: mRNA cleavage and polyadenylation specificity factor complex. Gene Ontology annotation, molecular function: metal ion binding; RNA binding. The coding region runs from base 1 to 690 and encodes 229 amino acids.
AUGGAGGAGAUCAUCGCAGGGCUGGAACGGUUCACAUUUGCCUUUGAGCAGGAUGUGGAGCUGCAGAAGGGCACUGGGCUCCUGCCUUUCCAGGGCAUGAACAAGUCCGGCUCAGCUGUGUGCAAUUUCUUCCCUAAAGGGCUCUGUGAGAAGGGGAUACUGUGCCCCCUUCGGCACGAGAAGGGGGAGAAGAUGGUGGUGUGCAAACACUGGCUUCGGGGGCUCUGCCGAAAGGGAGACUGUUGCAACUUCCUGCACCAGUAUGACCUCAGCAGGAUGCCUGUGUGCUACUUCCACUCAAACUUCGGUAACUGUAGCAACAAGGAAUGCAACUUCCUCCACACGAAGCCAGUUCCCAAGCUCCAGAACUGCCCCUGGUAUGACCAAGGGUUCUGCAAGGAAGGUCCCCUGUGCAAAUACCGCCAUGUUCAUCAAGUAAUGUGUCCCAACUACUUCAUCGGCUUCUGCCCCAAGGGACCUAAGUGCCAGUUUGGACAUCCCAAGAUGAGUCCUGGGAGCCACGCCAGUAAUGUGAAGGUAAGUCCUGUCAACCAGCCAUGGGAUUCAACAACCCCAGCUUCUACUGGCCACACCCUAGCGCACCCUCGCCAGGCAAAGCCCACGGUCCACCUUCAGAAGAGGUGGAGCCUGCCUCCGGCUUGCAGCUUGAGGGCCCAAGCCGCACCAUAGCCUACCGUGGAGAAACUUCUCCACAUGCCUGGAGCCAGCGAGAGACCCCAACAGUCAAUAACAG